AUGAAAUUCCAAAUCAAUUGCUAUGUGGAGUCUUGUGAAAUCUGCCAAAGAAGUAAGGGCCAUGUACUCAACUAUGCUCUCAACCUGCUUUCUAUCCCUGCUGGUCCCUGGGAAGACAUCUCAUAUGAUUUCAUUGUCAAGUUUCCCAAGUGUAAGGGUUAUGACAGCAUCCUGGUGGUUGUAGACUGCUUCUCAAAGAUGAUGCACUUGAUUCCCUGCAAGGAGGCUGCCACUGCUGAGGACAUAGCUCAGAUGUUCCUGGAGCAUGUCUGGAAGCUACAUGGCACUCCCAAGCGUACUGUGUCUGACAAAGGGACUACAUUCAACUCCAAGUUUCUUAAGGCACUCUAUAAAUCUCUGCAAAUAAAUCCUAGUUUCUCUACUGCUUAUCACCCACAAUCUGAUGGGCAAACUGAGAUCAAGAACCAAUGGCUGGAGGCUCAUUUACGUCCCUUCAUCAAUCAUAGACAGUCUGAUUGGGUUGAUUGGCUCCCACCGGCUGAAUUUGCUCAUAACAAUGCCAGAAGUGAAGCAACAGGCAAAUUACCCUUUGAAAUUGUGUAUGGCCACUCUCCUGUCAUUUCACCACUCCUGGAACUCACCAGAUCACCUGAUGCUGAUGACAGAGCCAAGCAACUGGCUGAGACAAUUCAGGAAGUACAGGCAUCAAUCAAAUGGGCUCAGGAGCACUACAAACAGGCAAACACAGGGAAACCACCUCCUGAGUUUCAACCAGGAGACAAAGUUUGGCUUCUGGCUUCCAACAUCAUAUUGCAGCAUCCCAGCAAAAAGCUAGACCAUAAACAGUAUGGUCCUUUCCCUGGCAUAGAAAGAGUGGGCUCUUGUGCUUAUUGCCUGGUAUUCCCUGAGACCAUGAAGAUACAUGAUUUGUUCCAUCAGAAGGAGAAGAAGAGGUCAGAUGGAAAGGAUGAGGACACAUGGGAACCAGCCAAGGAUCUACAGCAUUGCAAGGACAAAUUGUGCCACUUCUUUGCUAAUUAUCCAGAUGCCCUGGCCACCAACAACCCUGUUCCUGCAAAUGCGCACAGAGUUACAAGAGGUAAGGUAGUCAAGCAACUCAGCAAGUCCACAACUGCCCACUUUGUCACUUUACAAGCCCUCACCACCAAAACUUGCCCUGCUAAGCUCUUCUUGUGCUCCCCACUAUCCCAGCAUGCCUAUCUUCAGCUCUAUCAAUGCCUUGGCCUACAACCCUUGUCUCAACAUUGA
Rhizoctonia solani is the source of this 1230-nucleotide messenger RNA. Its product is annotated as Retrotransposable element Tf2 protein. NCBI's taxonomy places the organism in Eukaryota, Fungi, Basidiomycota, Agaricomycetes, Cantharellales, Ceratobasidiaceae. The record is from RefSeq and is a predicted model, not a curated record. The coding region runs from base 1 to 1230 and encodes 409 amino acids. Gene Ontology annotation, molecular function: nucleic acid binding. The transcript is spliced from 3 exons. Gene Ontology annotation, biological process: DNA integration.